UUUUACAACCAGAGACUGAAGACCAGACUGGAGACUCUUCUGAACCUGAGACUGAUGACAGUGCUGAUUGGAAGGAGACCAGAGAACCUCAGUCAGCUUUAAACUCUCUGAAACAUGAUUCAAGAUGUAAGAAAACAUUCAGCUGCUCUGAGUGUGGGAAAAGAUUUAACCGUGAGUCACAUCUGAAGAGACACAUGAUGACUCACACAGGUGAGAGACCUUUCAGCUGCUCAGUCUGUAAUAAAUCGUUUGCCCAGAGUGGAGAUUUACAGAGACACAUGAGAACUCACACAGGAGAGACGCCUUUCAGCUGCUCUGAGUGUGGUCAACGAUUUAAACAGAAGUCACCCUUGAUAAGUCACAUGACACUGCACACAGGAGAGAAAAGACACAGCUGCAGUGUUUGUGACAAAAGAUUCAUCUGGCAUUAUCAACUCAGGAUCCAUAAUUGUGUUCGUCGUCAGUCGUCACAGCUUCAUCAAAGACAAACUCAACACAUGGAAACAGAAGCUGAUGGAGAGGACUGUGGAGGACCAGAACCAGCCAGGAACUCACAUCCACUUUUACAACCAGAGACUGAAGACCAGACUGGAGACUCUUCUGAACCUGAGACUGAUGACUCUCAGAAACAUGAUUCAACAUGUAAGAAAACAUUCAGCUGCUCUGAGUGUGGGAGAAGAUUUGGCCGCAGUACACAUCUAAGGAGACACAUUAAAACUCAUACAGGAGAAAAACCUUUCAGCUGCUCAGUUUGUAAGAAAUAUUUUACACAGAGUGGAAGUUUACAGAGACACAUGAGAAUCCACACAGGAGAAAAACCUUUUAGCUGCUCAGUGUGCGGAAAAAGAUUUAUACAGAAGUCACAGCUAACAAACCACAUGGCAGUUCACACAGGAGAGAAAAGAUACAGCUGCAGUGUUUGUGAUAAAAGAUUUGCCUGGCCAGAAAAGGUCAAAAGACAUAAAUGUGUCGGUCGUCAGUCGUCACAGCUUCAUCAGAGUCAAACUGAGGAGAAGAGAAAGGUAGAGCCUCCAGCCAGCAAAGAAACUCAACACACGGAAACAGAAGCUGAUGGAGAGGACUGUGGAGGACCAGAACCAGCCAGGAACUCACAUCCACUUUUACAACCAGAGACUGAACACCAGUCUGGAGACGUUUCUGAUCCUGUGAAGGAGACCAGAGAACCUCAGUCAGGUUUCAGUCAGCAGCUGAACUGAACAGGAGAAAACAACAUCUUGUAUGAGCAACAACCUUCAUUUUUUUUGGGGCUAUUUUACAACUUAUUGAUCAAAUCAGCCCAUCUAAUGGUGAAUACACAGAGGAAUGUUUCUGGAUACGUCAACAGCUUUCCAUAAAGUAAAUCAUGAAAUGUUACUCACCAAACUAAGUACCUGUGGCUUUCAAGGUUCAGUACUUCAGUGGUUACGUGAGUACUUAAGAAAUAGCAAACGUAAUCAAAGUGCUCUUCUUAUUAAGCAAACAUCUUGUGUGGGGUCCCACAGGAGUCAAUCCUUGGCCCUCUUCUUUUUCAUAUUAAGAUAAUUGACCU
Molecule: messenger RNA, 1549 nt
Organism: Sander lucioperca (pikeperch)
Lineage: Eukaryota; Metazoa; Chordata; Actinopteri; Perciformes; Percidae
Product: zinc finger protein 234-like
Exons: 1
Coding region: 195-1217 (340 amino acids)
Biological process (GO): regulation of transcription by RNA polymerase II
Molecular function (GO): DNA-binding transcription factor activity, RNA polymerase II-specific; RNA polymerase II cis-regulatory region sequence-specific DNA binding
Source: RefSeq, a predicted model, not a curated record